Messenger RNA from Nymphaea colorata (pocket water lily), 1893 nucleotides. Its product is annotated as protein BIG GRAIN 1-like B. Gene Ontology annotation, biological process: auxin-activated signaling pathway. The record is from RefSeq and is a predicted model, not a curated record. The transcript has a single exon. NCBI's taxonomy places the organism in Eukaryota, Viridiplantae, Streptophyta, Magnoliopsida, Nymphaeales, Nymphaeaceae. The coding region runs from base 390 to 1658 and encodes 422 amino acids.
CGAAGGCGUGACCUCUCUGCUUUCAUUUCAUCUUACGGCCUCUGCCUCUGCCUCUCUCUCUCUCCCCUCCCUUCGUCGUCCUCUGUCUCGGAGCAGAAGGGCAUUGAUUGCUGCUGUCUCUCUUUGGCAUGGCGCCUGUUUUCGUUUUCUGAAACUGUAACUCUUCCCGUCCCCCCCCCUCUCUCUCUCUCUCUCUCUCUCUCUACUCAUAUUAAGUGUAAGGAUUGGAGGCCGAGAUGUCUCCCUGCCUCACUGUUCCUCACUGCAAUUAUUCCAACCUCCAAACAAUUCUCUGCCGCCUUUGAGGCUCCUAGCAGACACCAUCAACGCCACCACUCACGCUCCCUUUCUCUUUCUCUCUCGAAGAAAGAUAUAUAUUGAUCGACAGAAUGGAAAGAUGGAGGCUGGACAAGAAAGAGGAGAGGUUCCCCAGAAACCCGUCCUUCUCAUCUGCCCUCCUUGACGCCAUUUACAGGUCCACCGACGACGCCGACGGUGAGCUCUGCCUCUACCGGAAGUCCACCACCACCACCACUACCACAACCACAACCACCACCGGCACCGCCAUGCCGCGGGAUGUCGAAUGUACGUCCAAGCGAGGCCUACGCCUCGACAAGUGGACCGCGUUCCACGAGAAGAAAGCCGCCGCCGAGAAGCUUGCCCUCCGCCGGAAGGCAUCCGAGCUUGGCGUCCUUGACGCCGCGAGAUGCCCACCGGGUCGCCGACACAGCUCGAGGCCUGCCACCGACGCCCACUCCACCACGACCACCACCAGCAGCUCAUCCUCCGAAUCGAGCGGCGUGUCCUCCUCCGAGAAUGAUUCGGCUUUCUUUUCGAGACGGCAGAAGGCGGCGGGAUGGAAGAACCACCCUCCCCCGCUGGUUAUCCCGCAAAAGAAGCACGCAUAUGCGGCGGCGCCGCAGGAUUUCUUCCCGAGUCGGAAGCCCGAGGGAUUUGGAGGCAAGGGCAGAGGAAUCCGCGGGACGAAGCUCUAUGACGAGUUGAAGAAGGUGAAGCAGCCGAUCUCCCCCGGUAGCCGAAUCGCCAGCUUCCUCAACUCCCUUUUCGCCACCGCCAAGAAGGCCAAGCUCUCCUCCUCCGCCACCUCGCGGCCGCCGGUCGAUCCCCUAUCCUCUUUUUUCCCCGACACGUGCUACGCACCGACCUACUCCUCGUCAUCCACCGCCACAACGACGCCGUCAUCGAGGUCGUGCUUGAGCAAAACGCCGUCGACCAGGGGGAACGGAGUGCGGAGGUCGGUGAGGUUCUACCCAAUGAGCACGAUCGUCGGGGAGGACUCCAGGCCCUGCGGCCACAAAUGCCUGUACAGCCCCCCGGGUGAGGCAGAGAAGGUGGUCGCGCCGCUUAUGAGCGAGAGGGUGAGGGCGCGGGACCUCAUUGUCUCGGAGUUCCAGAGGAAGUCGGCGACGUCUCGAGUCACCGGACUUCCGCCGGUCAGAAAAUCAAACGACGACCAAUUUACGGCACAGUUAGAAGUAGAAGAAGACGAUGGAAGCGACGUGGAGACGGCGAGCUACUCGAGCUCCGAUCUGUUCGAGUUGGAGAAUCUGACGGCGGUGGGCUUCAAGGAGCUGCCCGUCUACGAAACCACCAGCCUGGAGACGAACCAGGCCAUCGCCAAGGGGUUAAUUCUGUAAUUACUGCUCUAAAUAGGGUCCCUUGUUUCCUCCUCUCUCUUGAAGUUUUUAAUUGGUGAAAAUAGUUUUGUUCUUCUUCCACUUUCCUCUCCUAUCGUUACGCGUUUGUGCUUGGAGGUUGGAAUUUGUUGGGUAGGAAUAAUUUUGGUGGGUUUCUCAUGGAAUAGUCUUUCUCACAGUAAGUAUUCUUGUAGUUAAGAAAUCUAUGGUGAAUACUUUUGUUUCUCUCUCUUUC